CUAAGUUAUCUAGACUGUAGCGGGAUGGAAUCAUGUAUUUGUUUCUGCAAGUCACUGAAAAUGGAGAAAAGCCGAAUCGACUUUCUCUCUGUAAAUGCAGUAUGAAGUGACUUUUUCUCUCUAAAUGCAGCAUGAAUUGAGCUUGUUCCAUGGAGUCGAUAGCCGUUAAACCCAUUUAUCGCGCCACCCAACUCAAAAAACCGAGACCAAGUUCCACUUUCUCUCCCUACAAAUCACCAACUCACUUCAAAUUUCAUCACUCUCUCUCUUCGAAGUGGAAAAACUUGGUUUUCUUGUCUUCUCUCUCUAACCCACAUAAGGAAGCUAUUGAAAGACAAUGUACCUGCAUGGAUUUUCCUUCUCUCUCUCCAUUUUGUGUGCUAAUUCCAGUUCUUCAUCGUAUCACGGAUUAUUUCACUGUAAAGGGUUUUCAUGGCGGCAAAACCUUGAGGACCACAAUGGUGAAAUGGGUUUCUGGUGUCAAAAAUGGCGGGCGCACUGGUGCUUGUUUAGAUGACGAUUUAUUAAACAGUGGUGGAAUAGGAAUGGCUCUUUUGAGCACAACUGCCAUGGCUAAAGGGCACAUUAGCCCUGUUAUGGCUACUUUAUCAGCUAACCCAACAUUCAUGUCAGGCUUGUUUGCUUGGGUUAUCGCCCAAUCUACGAAGGUUUUAUUGAAUUUCUUUGUUGAGAGAAAGUGGGAUUUUCAGAUGCUGGUUAGUUCGGGGGGCAUGCCUUCUUCUCACUCUGCACUUUGCACUGCUUUGACAACUUCAGUGGCUCUCUGUCAUGGAAUUAGCGAUGCUCUGUUUCCGGUGUGCUUGGGAUUCAGUCUUAUUGUCAUGUAUGAUGCAACAGGAGUUAGGCGCCAUGCAGGCAUGCAAGCUGAGGUAUUGAAUAUGAUCAUUGAGGACUUAUUUCAAGGCCAUCCUGUUAGUCAGAGGAAGCUCAAAGAACUCCUUGGUCAUACUCCUUCACAAGUCAUAGCUGGAGCUUUUCUUGGCAUCUUGGUUGCUUGCAUGUGCUGCCAAGGUUGUUUGGUUGCAAUCUGAUCUGCUUGUGCAGGUUCUUAUAGCACCCACAGAUCUUUUGAAACUGGUCAGGAGUUUGAUUUGCGGGCGCUUUCUUCAGUUCCAUACUUGUCCAAAUGACCAUUGUUUUUGGCAAACUUUUACCGUUCGCUACCAGUACAACAUCUUCUAAUGAAUUUUUGAGGUGCGCCUUAAUUUGAUUGUCUAGGGCCUCAUCCUUAUAUAAACUUUUUCCUUUGUACAUUAUACCUCUGAUUCAUUUCUUUUCCUUGAAGACAGAUGGAUAGCCACUUAAUGAUCAUGUUAAUGGCUUCAUUCUUGUUCUUCAACUCUUGUAUUUGUUACUUUUUUUCCCCUCAGAUAUGAGAUGAUAUUUGUGCUUA
Molecule: messenger RNA, 1414 nt
Organism: Amborella trichopoda
Lineage: Eukaryota; Viridiplantae; Streptophyta; Magnoliopsida; Amborellales; Amborellaceae
Product: Acid phosphatase/vanadium-dependent haloperoxidase-related protein
Source: RefSeq, a predicted model, not a curated record